GGGGCGGGCCGAAGGCGAGAGCGUUGGGAAGCGAAAGUGUCAAUGUCAUACAAACCUGGAUCGUUUCUAUCAGUCGAUUACAACAUCAUCUACAGAUAACGCGAGUCAGUGGAGACAGACAGCAGCAGGUCAGCGUUUGGAUUUAACCUAGUGAAGCAGAAGCUGCCGGUGGACUGGCUGUUCUCAGGAAUCAUGAACUCUCUCUCGGGUAAGAGUGUGCUGGCGCUGUGCAGGGUUUUCUCCAGCCCCCUGUCGCUCCCUCCAGCUAUCGUAGGGGCAGUGAGGGUCUGUCACUCGGGCGUGAGCUCCAAGGGCACGGUGUUCACCAAAAAACGAGGCUAUGAUAUCACCAGGAACCCCCACUUGAACAAAGGCAUGGCGUUCACCCUGGAGGAGAGGUUACAGCUGGGUAUCCAUGGCCUGCUGCCUCCCUGUUUCCUCUCUCAGGAUGUCCAAGUGCUUCGUGUCAUGAAGAGCUACGAGACACGCAGUAACCCUCUCGACAAAUACAUAUUGCUGAUGACACUGCAGGACAGAAAUGAGAAGCUUUUCUAUCGUGUGUUAACCUCUGACAUUGAAGAAUUCAUGCCUAUCGUCUACACUCCUACUGUGGGCCUGGCCUGCCAACAGUAUGGCCUUGCUUUCAGAAGACCAAGAGGGUUAUUUAUCACUAUCCAUGACAAGGGGCAUAUUGCUACGAUGCUGAACUCCUGGCCAGAGGAGGACAUUAAGGCUAUAGUGGUGACCGACGGAGAACGAAUCCUGGGAUUAGGAGACCUGGGCGGCUAUGGAAUGGGGAUCCCAGUGGGCAAACUAGCUCUGUAUACAGCAUGUGGAGGAGUGCCACCUCAGCAGUGCCUGCCUGUACUGCUGGAUGUGGGCACUGAUAAUCAGGCCCUCUUAGAUGACCCCUUGUACAUUGGCUUAAAGCACAAAAGAGUGAGGGGCAAAGAAUACGAUGACCUCAUUGAUGAGUUCAUGCAAGCUGUCACCGACAAGUAUGGGAUGAAUUGUCUAAUUCAGUUUGAGGAUUUUGCCAACAGCAAUGCCUUUCGUAUUCUCAAUAAAUACCGCAAUCGUUAUUGCACCUUUAAUGAUGAUAUCCAGGGCACAGCUUCUGUUGCUGUUGCUGGGAUCCUAGCUGCUCUUAAGAUUACAAAGAAUAAACUCUCUGACCACAAGUUCGUGUUUCAGGGAGCAGGAGAGGCCGCCUUGGGCAUUGCUCACUUACUGAUAAUGGCCAUGGCCAAGCAAGGUGUAUCUCAUGCUGAGGCUGUCAAGAGGAUUUGGAUGGUGGAUUCUAAAGGCCUAAUUGUCAAGGGCAGAGGUCAUCUGAACCAUGAGAAGGAAGAAUUUGCACAUGAGCAUCCACACAUAAAGACACUAGAGGAAGUGGUGGAAACCAUCAAGCCCACAGCUAUCAUUGGUGUGGCUGCCAUAGUGGGUGCUUUCACUGAGAAGAUCAUCAAGAACAUGGCCACUCACAACGAACGGCCAAUUAUUUUUGCCCUUAGCAAUCCCACAAGCAAAGCUGAGUGCACAGCAGAGCAGUGUUACACACUUACUGAGGGAAGGGGCAUAUUUGCCAGUGGAAGCCCCUUUAAAAAGGUCACUUUGGCAGAUGGACGCAGCUUCUACCCUGGCCAGGGAAACAACGCUUAUGUGUUCCCUGGAGUAGCAUUGGGAGUCAUCGCCUGUGGUGUUCGCCAUAUCUCAGAUGACAUUUUCCUUACUACAGCAGAGGCGAUUUCUGACAUGGUUACUGAGGAGCAUCUGGCUGAGGGCAGACUGUACCCCCCUCUGAAGACCAUCAGAGAAGUGUCCUUCAAAAUUGCUGUUAAGAUUGUGGACCACGCCUACAAACAAGGCAUUGCUUCCUGGUACCCUGAACCCAAAGAUAAAGAGGCCUUUGUUUUAUCCCAAGUCUAUAACUCUGAUUACGACUCCUUCACUCUGGAUUCAUACAGCUGGCCCAAGGAUGCCAUGAAAGUUCAGGACGUGUAGAUUAUUCAUCCACAGCCCACUAACGAGGAUAAGCUCAUAUCAGUCACAUGCCUUAUUUCUCAGUUUAUAAUCAUCUGACAAUAUACACUCCAGCUCCAGGCCACCCAAUCCUUAAAAAGUAGCUGCUCUCACUGAUUCGACACAAGAUGAGCUGUAUCCGCUGAGGGCUAGCAGCGAUAAAAUUAUGCAUUGUUCAUUCAUGCUCAAAUUGUCUUCAGAACAGUGGCUCAGUUCAAAAGGAAAAAUGCAGCUAUGUGUAAUAAGCACUUUCCCAAUUUACCAGGCUACUGAAUUAGUGAUCUUCUCCAGUUUAUUAGUUCUAAGUUAGCAUUCUGUCAGUAAUUUCUUUUAUAUCUAACUAGUGAUCCACUCCAAAUAUUUAGCGUUCCUGGAAUUGCAAAUAUCAAUGUAGGGAGAGACUAUUUUUGUACAGCGACUCCCACUAGAAAAUGACAGACUGCCUGGGUUGAAUGUUUGUAUGAAAAGGGAUUUUCAUUAGGUAGGUAGGUAAAGUAGUUAUUCAGUUGACUGCAGUUUGAAUUGACUCCUUUUGCAAAUAAUUUUUUUUUUUUUUUUUUUUUUUACAAGUUGUCUAUGCCAAAGUUUAUCUAAUUUUAAAUGUAUUAUUGUCAUGUAUCAAUGAAUACUGGAAAUUGUUAGCUUGAGUAUAUCAGUUUAUUUAAGUGUCCACCUGAAAAGCAAGCUAUAUAUGUGUUCAUUGCAGUGUGUGGAAUUGUUUUUAACAUUUCUCCUCAUUUAGAAAUAGGCUUUGCUUAUUAGUAACGCACAACUAUGGAAUUAUAUUUUCAGAUAUUCAAGGAGAUUUUGAAGGGACAGUGACUUUUAAAUAAACACUUAAAAAAUAUGUGGGUUUUAUGUUUAUUUAAUGAGAGUGAGCUGCUAUCUUGGCCUAUAGUUAUUUUUUAUAUGGAGCAUCUAAAGUGGUUUGCUCUUCAGGAUUUUGUUUUUGUUUACUAUUCAAAAAGCGACCACAAAUGUUCAAUGAGAAAACGGAUUUAGAAUAAACUAUAUCUAGUAUUCUAAAAAAUAAAUCUAAAAACACAGAAAUAGUUGUUGUUUUGCAAGGUGAAUAUAAAUACGUAACAAAAAGCUUAACCUUUAAUACUUAUUAUAUAUUAGAAACUCCAGAUUAAUUUAGGGUAUAAUGUUAAAUAGUAAUCGUAGAAAGGCUUAUUUACACAAGUGCUCAGUCUGUAGAAAGGCACAGUUCCUCCUGUAGGUGACGGUGUUGCUGAAGGCAUGCAUUUUGUUCCUAUGGAAUAAUUGUACACAUUUCCUAGUUCAGGGGUCAAUAUAUCAUUAAAAUGCCACAUAAUAUCUAUAAAGUAAAAAGAAAAGGGGGGCUUUUUUUGUGUUGUAUGUUUUGGGUUCCAUUUAUAUCCAUAAUAUGAUGUUUGAUGGUCAAACUGGCCCUAACUGGUUUUAAUACAAUUCACCAAAAAUCACACUAUUAACCAAUGUUGCUCAGACAUCUUGCAGUGUAUUUUUAAGGUUUUUGAAAGUGAAUUCGGGAAAUGUCUCACUUCUUAAAUAACCAGUUUCAUUUCUUCUUUCUUGCUCAAGCAAUCUUCCGUUAUGCCCAGUUAACUUAAAACUCUAAA
Molecule: messenger RNA, 3626 nt
Organism: Onychostoma macrolepis
Lineage: Eukaryota; Metazoa; Chordata; Actinopteri; Cypriniformes; Cyprinidae
Gene: me3
Product: malic enzyme 3, NADP(+)-dependent, mitochondrial
Exons: 15
Coding region: 193-2004 (603 amino acids)
Biological process (GO): pyruvate metabolic process; malate metabolic process
Cellular component (GO): mitochondrion
Molecular function (GO): malate dehydrogenase (decarboxylating) (NADP+) activity; malate dehydrogenase (decarboxylating) (NAD+) activity; NAD binding
Source: RefSeq, a predicted model, not a curated record